Molecule: messenger RNA, 1125 nt
Organism: Fusarium pseudograminearum CS3096
Lineage: Eukaryota; Fungi; Ascomycota; Sordariomycetes; Hypocreales; Nectriaceae
Exons: 8
Coding region: 1-1125 (374 amino acids)
Source: RefSeq, a predicted model, not a curated record
AUGCCCGUCUCCGAACAUCGGCCGUCCUUCCUUAUUGAGGCUUGGACCCUCUAUGCCAUUGGCACGUCCAUCAUCUUUACACGCUUUGCAGUGCGCUUCAAGACUGUUGGACUUCGUGGACUGCAGGGCGAUGACUUCUUUUCUGUUCUUGUCCAGCUGUUUUAUACAGUGGAUGCAUUCACGGUGCAUAUGAUUUAUUUCUUGGGGACGAAUAUCGAAGGUGGCGCCGCAGCCCAGACACACACAUUGACCGACGACGAACUCGACCAGUAUAUCAGGGGUUCUAAACUCCAACUCGCAGCCUGGUAUGCCUACACGGCACUGAUUUGGUCUCUCAAGGGCACCAUGCUGUGCUUCUUUUCUCGUAUGACAAUUGGUACAUGGCACAACGUAUUUGUCAAGACAGUCUCUGUUAUUUGCGUCGUCUCAUAUACCGCUGUUUUCCUUACAAUUACCUUUGGAUGCUUUCCUUAUCACAAAAACUGGCAGGUUCUGCCAAGUCCUGGACUGGUUUGCACACUGAAGAUGCAAAACUUCUUGGUCACAACUGUACUAAACGUCUUGACUGACGGUCUCAUUCUUUGUAUUCCCUUGCCUCUUCUCUGGAAGCUUCAGGUCCCUCUUCGCAAGAAACUCGUUGUCGGACUUCUUCUCUCCUCAGGCGCUUUCGUCAUCGCAGCAGCUAUUACCCGAGUCGUCCUCACCCUCUCCGCCAAUCCUUCCGCGCUUACAAUCAACUCAUGGGGCGUACGCGAGACCAUCGUCGGAAUCCUUACAGUCAACAUCCCCAUCCUACGACCAUUAUUCUCCAAGGCGUUCUGGACGGGACAGUCUGUAUCCAACAUCAGUUCUUCAUACCGAACACAAAACCGAACAGCGGGUACUCGUGGUAACGGAACGACAGACCUGGGCCCUUACGAGCUUACACCAAGCAUCAAUGAAGGGGCAAAGCCAAGCGAUAGAGGCAGCCAGGAUUCCAUCAUACCGAGAAACAUCAAGUUGGCGGAUAUCGUUGUUUCCAAGACAUACAACGUCACACAUGAUAAUGGCGUUGAUAAUGGAUCGUGGUAUGGUGAUCACAACGGUGCGUCCAAGGCUUCUGUGCACGCCGAGUCACCUGUAUAA